GUCUACCAGCAUCAUGCUUUCGUUAUCUAUCCCCCUGUUCUUGGCUUUUCUGGUAUGUCAUCCCGCUUUGGCGGUGACUAUCGAGUUUCGGAAAGUGGUCUCUGGAGGCAAGGGAGGGCUGGCUCCGCCGAGCGGCGGGCUGCAGCCUGCUUAUGAGGGCAUCUCUCGGUUGCAAGAGUUUGAAGUGGGGAACGUUUUGGAUGUUCGGUAUACCACCAACAUUACACUAAGUGGACAGGAGUUUAUUGUUGCACUCGAUACCGGAAGCACGGAUCUUUGGGUUUAUCCGGUGUCCGGUGAACUUGGGGAAUUCAACGAUACUGGCAUCCCAUUGCAACUUCGCUAUGGUGAUGGUUCAUAUGGGGUGAGGGGGAAUAUCAGUCUUGCACCUUUCGAGCUUGGAAACUAUUCGAUCCCAACGCAAGCGUUCCUGGAUGUUCAUUCGAGUAACGUUGGUGGAAUAUCUGCCGUCGGCAUCGAUGGAGUGCUGGGGCUGGGUUUCGACCAAAGCUUUGCCUCGCCCAUCAAUCUUGCGAUCCGACAGAGAUACGGCGCCAAUUCGACCCUUGGCCAAUCCGUGCUGAAGAAUAUAUUCACUCAAGAUCCUUCCCACCCGAACUUUGUCGCCCUUGACUUUACACGCGCGGAUGACCUGGAGGAUACCGUUGGGGGUACGUUUUCUAUCGGGGAGUAUGCAGAAGAGUGGGCCGCGGUUCGGAAUGCCACCAAGUUGCCGCAGUACCCCGAAAAUGGGUUGAGAUGGACGACCCUCUUGGAAGGGAUUAGCGUUGACGGGGAGAACUUGACUCUGCGGUCGACGAUUCGGAAUGUACCAGAGGGACAUUUGGUUGCGCUUUUGGACACGGGUGAUCCGACUGCGUCGAUGUCUUUUGAUCUGGUGGAUGAGAUUUAUUCCCGAGUACCUGGUGCUGUGUUGUACGAAGAUGGAUUCCAAAGGCUAUGGAUUCUUCCAUGCAAUACUACGACUAGCGUCGCCUUCCACUUUGGAGGCGAAGCAUUUCCGAUCCACCCACUAGAUCUCAGUGUUUUCUCUCGAACGCUUACGUUGGGGGGACAGGAAUAUAUUGCGUGCCUGAGCGCGAUCAUGGGUGCUGAAGAAGGCUGGGGACUUAAUGAACUUGAAGUGUCGCUGGGAGAUACCUUCCUGAGAAACGUUUACACAGUUUAUGACUUUGGGGACGACGUCGACUCUGGAGAUGACGAGACCAUUGGGCCAUAUAUGCAGCUGCUUUCUCAAACGGAUCCCGAAACUGUUGCUCUGGAAGUGGCCAGGUCGAGAAAUCGCACGAUGGAUACACUUCCUCCGGAGAUCCCACCUGUAGAGUUACUGGAAUUGCUUCUAGCUAAUAGCAGUGCCAGGGCAUACACAGAGGAAGAUGCUUCGAGCUCUCAAUUCGAAGUACCAACAUAUCGACCGACUGCAACUUCUUUGGCAACUGACGAAGAGGAAUCAAUGGAGUCGGCUGUCGAGCCUGGAGGAUCGGUCGCAUGUGCUACAUCCGUUGUCCUCGUCUCGUUCGUGAUGGCAUUGGUCCACAAGCUUAAUACAGUGUUUAUAGAUUUGUAG
Molecule: messenger RNA, 1588 nt
Organism: Coprinopsis cinerea okayama7#130
Lineage: Eukaryota; Fungi; Basidiomycota; Agaricomycetes; Agaricales; Psathyrellaceae
Exons: 8
Coding region: 14-1588 (524 amino acids)
Biological process (GO): proteolysis
Molecular function (GO): aspartic-type endopeptidase activity
Source: RefSeq, a predicted model, not a curated record